GUUGUUGGCGAGCGAAUCCGGAAAGAGGUAGUUCCUUAUGUAAUAACGAGAGCCGCAGUCCACCGUGCUCAGCGGAAACAAUGUCUUGCUGACCUCCAAGCUAUUCAUGCUAAUCUUGCUGGUGCUAUGGAACAUCUAUUCAAGGCGCAGAAACACUAUGGAUGCGGUGUAACAUAAGUGAGGAGGCCAAACAGGCAUAUGUGCAUGCGUUGCAUGAUGCUAACGAUAUCCAAAACGCUCAUUAUUCACAGCAUCUUCCCGAAGCUUUAGCACGGAUGAGGGCAAUCGAUCUCGAACGAAUCAAGGAUACGAAAAUGGCUAUGCAGCUUUGUCUUGCAUCUGAGGUUGAUGUCCAGUCAAUUAUUGGCAGCAUUGAUCUUUCUUUACAAUUAACCUAUGUUUCUCACAAAACAGCUGCAGAGGUCAAGGUGAUGCUGUUCAGCUCUUGUUACGCAAGUGAUUCAUUAAUGAAAGUUGUAGUUCGAAAUACUUCGACUGGCAUUCCUUUCAAUACCCCAGUUAUUCGAAAUUUGAGUCUUUCUUCUUCAGCCCUAGAUGUUUCCAACGGCUCGCUUGAACGACUGCGAUCAGUGUGGACUUUGGCUAUGGUUUCGACGUAA
Molecule: messenger RNA, 620 nt
Organism: Haemonchus placei
Lineage: Eukaryota; Metazoa; Nematoda; Chromadorea; Rhabditida; Trichostrongylidae
Source: the annotation of a GenBank genome assembly